CGGGGGCUCAGCACGUGUCAGCAUGCAGGUCGUGGGAACGGGAGCCCGCGCAGUGCAUCCGCGGAGGCGCAGUUCUCGCCGCCGCGGGGGGAGCCAUCUUGGCGCAGGGGCGACCGUCAAGCCCCCGGCCUGCCGAAGGGUGGGAAGAGGGGGCUGCCUAGGAGAGAGGGGCGGCGGCGGCGGCGCUGGCAGAGGCUGGGCCAGUUCCUGCGGGCCUCCUCCAUCACAAGCGGAGCCAUGGCCGCCGAGGGGAGCUUCCCUGCUCGGAGGCAGUCUAUCUGAGAGUGCCAGGGGCUGCGCUUGUGCGCCCCAAGCCGUGGCUUUCUCGGGGAGACUCGGCGGCGGCGGCGGCUCCUCCUCCUGGCGGCUUCUCCGUGCCAGGCGGGACAGUUUCCAGAGCAGCGCUGCCUGCUGCAAGAACCAAGCCGCUCGGGUGCGUGUCGGAAAAGGGGACAAGCCUGUGACAUACGAGGAAGCCAACCCACCCCACUACAUUGCUCACCGCAAGGGCUGGCUCUCUCAGCACACCAGUAACCUGGACGGCGAGGGGGGGGCGGCCGAGCGCGCCCUGGAGGACGUCUUCCUCCGCAGGUUCCUCUACGGCACCUUCCACGGCUGCCUGGCCAGCGAGGUCGUGCUGAAGCGGCAGGCCAACCUCCUGCGGGUCUGCGCCGUCUUCGUGCAGCGGCUGCCGCCCUCCAAGUUCUACUUCCUGAUUGGCUACACCGAGACGCUGCUCUCCUUCCUCUACAAAUGCCCAGUCAAGCUGGAGGUGCAGACGGUCCCGGAGAAGGUCGUCUACAAGUGCCUGUAGGCCUGUCUCCAGCGGCGCCGGCCCAAGGCCCAGCGGGACUCCUCCCUCCGCCCGGGCGGGCGGGAGUGGGGGGCUGCGUGCCACCCCGGGGCCCUCGCUGCAGGCGGCUCCGCUGGAUGAACGGCCUCUGGGGGGGCUGCGACAGCAGCAGAGACUGAGGGGCUUGCUGGGGGGGGAGGGGGCGGCUGCCACUGCCCCCCAAACAAUGCGUCUUUGCUGCCCCCACUCCUGGCUCCUCCCAGUUCUUCCUCCCACCCCCUCUGGUUGGCACAGCUGGGCCUGAAGCUGCUGGAAGGGGGGGGGCCUCAUGCUGGGUCCGUUGCCCCUGGCAGGGGCUGGAAGCACUUCCCUUGCCCCCCCCCCCGCCUUGGAGCUGGGACUGAGGACCCUUCAGAGCCUCCCUCCCCCUGCCUUGGGAGGAGCUCAGGCCCCACGGGAAGCGCUUCCUGCCUCAAGAGGGGAACGGCCUCUGCUGUUGGAGGCUGGGGAGAGGGGACCCUUCUCUCACUCACCCCCCCACCACCCCCCCAGGCUCCCCAUGGAAAUUGGCUGUCCAGGCAGCUGGGCUCCCCACAUGUGCCCUGCAGAACCGGCCGGGGGGGGGGGGGCCUGCAGCUGAGCCCUAAUGUUGAUCAUCUCAGAUCACAGAGGGGAUCCGGGGGUGGGGCGGGGGGCUGCUGAUCGCCCUGGAAGUUCCGGCCUUGCCGAGGUGGGCAUGCAGCCGCCAGGCCUGGGGGGGUCUCCCCCUCCCUGCUGCUGAGACAGGGCCUUCCGUCGUCGUCACCGGUCAGGCAGGCCAAGGUGCCACUCUGCACGAGAGGAGGAGUCCUCCUGGCUGGCUGGCUGGCUUCCUCUGUGGGGAGGGGGGGCUGGGCUGGGCCCUGCCCCUGGCAACAGGCUCGGGGGCUCCUCCCAGGGUGCCAGCUGGAGCCAGGCUGCCUGAGCCUCCAGGCCAGGAGCCACCUGGCUGCCCUUCCCAGCUGGCCUUGGGCUCACAGUCCUGGCCACCUGGCUGCUGCACCCAGUGACUCCCGGGAAGAGCAUGUGAUGGCACAUCCGCCGCUCUGGGGCGGCCAGCGGAGUGAAUCAUUGACAGCUGUCACUGGGGCAGGGAUGGCUGGGGGCCAAGGAUGGGCAGCCUCGGGCCCUGCUGCUGCUGCUUCUCCGGGGGGGGGGGGCAGAGGUGCACCCAGAGCUCUGUGGCAAUGGGCCUGCUUGCUUGCUUGCUUGCCUCCUUCCUGGAAAUGUGCUUGUGGCGCAACUUGGAGGGUAAUGGGGUGCGGUGGGCGGACUCCAGCCCUGAGUGCAUCCAGAUCCCACCCCCAGCCCCAGCAUUUGCUCCUCACCCACCCCCCAAAAGCAACAGGAGGGAGGGAGGCUUUAUAGGCUCCUGUAGAAGUUGUUUCGACAAGGCAAUUAAUUGUACAAUCCAAGGAAUGUUCCCUGUUCUGUCAGCUGGAGAAAUUCCAUGGAGGUCAAUAAAGUCCGCCUGGGCAGGCGUCCCCCACGGCUCUCUC
Messenger RNA from Hemicordylus capensis (graceful crag lizard), 2331 nucleotides. RefSeq names its product mitochondrial ribosomal protein S24 (gene MRPS24). Gene Ontology annotation, cellular component: mitochondrion. The record is from RefSeq and is a predicted model, not a curated record. The transcript has 4 exons. The coding region runs from base 23 to 814 and encodes 263 amino acids. NCBI's taxonomy places the organism in Eukaryota, Metazoa, Chordata, Lepidosauria, Squamata, Cordylidae. Gene Ontology annotation, biological process: translation.